Dovyalis caffra is the source of this 1776-nucleotide messenger RNA. NCBI's taxonomy places the organism in Eukaryota, Viridiplantae, Streptophyta, Magnoliopsida, Malpighiales, Salicaceae. The record is from the annotation of a GenBank genome assembly.
AUGGAUUUGCCUGAGCAAAGCAUCACCUACAUGGAUCCUGACAUGUACAAAGCUGCAGUACAAGGCAAGAUUGAUCGAUUUGAGAGUUAUGGAACUUCUUUUAAUCAGAUAUUGACUCCAAACAAAAACACAAUUCUUCACGUCUACUUGAAAAACCAAAGUAGAGAACCGAAAUCCACUGAUUUUGUGGAUCGAAUUCUUGAAAAGUGUCCACCCCUUCUAUUGCAACCCAACAUAAAAGGUGAAAUCCCACUGCAUUUCGCGGCAAGACAUGACCUUGCCAAUGUGGUGACAGUCCUCAUUGAUCGUGCAAAAGAUCUACCUUUUGAUCUAGAAAGCGGGCUUACAGAAGCAAAGAAGAUGUCGAGGACGAUUAAUGUAGAGAAAGAUACAGCAUUGCAUGUGGCAGCUCAAAAUCUCCGGAGCCGUGUGGUGGAAAUAUUGACUAAAGAGGACCCUGAAUUUUCAUAUUCCGCCAAUCAUUAUGGAGCAACUCCACUCUAUCUCGUUACAAAUAUGAAUAUUUUUGGGCGACCUAAAGCAACAGCUAUGAGAACGGUGAUCGAUACAAUCUUAAAGAAUUGCAAAUUAGUGGACUAUGGUGGCCCCAACGGUAAAACAGCACUGCAUGCCGCAGUCAUGAAUGGUGAUUAUGUCACUGUAAAAACAUUAUUACCAAAGGAACAGAGUUUGACGAAGAUAGCUGAUGAAAAUGGGUGGUCACCGCUUCACUAUGCUGCCUAUUUUUCUUCUCGGGAUAGUACUUCAAUAGUGAAAAUAUUACUAAAAUAUGAUGUGUCUGCAGCCUACAAUACUAUUGAUACAGACAAGAAGAGAACCGCUCUUCAUAUAGCUGCCAUUCAAGGAAAUGCAGAAGUGAUGGAAGAGAUUGUUUCAGCUUGUCCAGCUUGCUGUGAACUAGUAGACAGUAGAGGUUGGAAUGCCCUUCACUGUGCUGUAGCUAGUACAAGAAGAAGGGAAGUGUUUGAAAAGGCUGUAAAAAUUCCUAAACUUGUCCAACUUAUAUAUGAGAAGGAUGACGAAGGAAACACGCCCCUGCACCUAUUGGCUGUUUUCGACAAAUUUUCCUGGCUUGAACUCCCGUUGGAAUUCCAAACAGUUGAAGGCAAGAUGGGUGGCGUUAACAAGCAAGGGCUGAGCGUUGAUAACAUAUUACAAGGAAAUUUUCCCAGGAAAAAGAAAGAGAUCUUAAAAUCCAUUGAAGAUGUUGGUAGUGGACCCUUUGAACUCAUUGUUAUGGAAGAAGAGAAAAAGGCGGAAGAAGAGAAAAGGCCAAGCUUAGAAGAUGAAUCCUUGGAUAAAAUAAGAGAGGCUCAUCUAGUAGUAGCAGCGCUCAUAGCAACGGUAACAUUUGCAGCAGCUUUCACCUUGCCUGGCGGUUACAAGAACGAACAAGGCCCGAAUGAAGGCACGGCAAUUCUAACUAAGAAGGCUGCUUUUAUAGCAUUUCUUAUAUCAGAUACAAUAGCAAUGGUGCUCUCACUUUCUGCUGUCUUUAUCCACUUUUUUUUGCCAUUUCUUCGUGCUCGGAAUAAAACUGAUAAGGAUAAAAUUGGCCAAUUAGUAGGAUUGGCCACGGGGUUAACCUUGUAUGCUAUAUAUGCAAUGGUUAUGGCAUUUAUUACAGGCACUUAUGCAGUGCUAGCAACUUCCUUGGGGCUUGCCAUCACCACUUGUUUCAUCGGCGAUGAAGUCGAUGACAACACAAAAUGUCUUUUGAGUUUUUUAGACUCUAAACCCAUUUACAAUGAGUAG